Messenger RNA from Dermacentor andersoni, 8043 nucleotides. It is a transcript of the gene Pgant7, whose product is annotated as N-acetylgalactosaminyltransferase 7. Gene Ontology annotation, molecular function: polypeptide N-acetylgalactosaminyltransferase activity. Gene Ontology annotation, cellular component: Golgi apparatus. NCBI's taxonomy places the organism in Eukaryota, Metazoa, Arthropoda, Arachnida, Ixodida, Ixodidae. Gene Ontology annotation, biological process: protein O-linked glycosylation. The record is from RefSeq and is a predicted model, not a curated record.
GCCUCGGUAGCGCUGCCGGUUUUUCAGACAAAAAAACUGCUGUCGUGGACUGCGAGUGGCACGCGGAAUGUGUGUUCGCUAGUCGCGGUUCGUGCUUAGCCAAUUAGUCGCCGACAGCUUAGCGCUCGCCGACUGACGUUUAUACGCUCCGCGUUCGACAGUCGCGACGCUUUUUCACGCCUAAAGAAACGCCGUUGUGCGGCCUCCGUCGUCUGCUCUUCGUCGCGUUGGUCCGGAUCGUCUGCCUGCAUGCGUGGCCCUCCGAAGGUCUCGAGAGAAGAACGUUGACCGCUCUGCAGGGGGGACGGUCAGUUCUGUGUGUGUGCGAGUUCUCGUGUGUGAAUGCAAGUUCGUGCGCGUGCUACGCCGCGAUGGUGAUGUCGUUGUCUCCUACGUCCCCGCGUUGCUGACAAGCCUCGAGUGUUUGUACCGCACUUCUCUUCACGAUAUAAGCCACCUCCCUGUUAAUCCUGUCGCAGCAUUCGGCUUUGCCGACCUGAUGGCCAUGAAGCUGGUCAGCUUCAGGCGCAGCCGCAUCAUCAAGCUGGUAUGCGCCAUCGUCCUGCUCAUAUGCGUGGUCGCUUUCUUCCUGCCCAAGCCAACAGGUGACGAGUACUAUCGGGAACGAGUAAGUCGCUUUUGGCCGAUCGGUGCUGGGCGCGCGAACCUUUCGUAUCCGUUCGUUCAUCCGAAACAACGUGGUCCCUUCAAGGAGCAGGAGGAAGUGUCGCCGCCGAUGCCGGUGUUCAGAAAAGACCGUACGCUGGGCAACUUCGAGCCCAAGCGGCACGAGCUGCGAAAGGUGAAGGGACCCGGUGAAGGCGGUGUCGCCUACCACGUACCCGAGCGGGACAGGAACAGUGCGGCCGACUCCAACAUGCAGUACGGCAUGAACGUCGUGGCCAGCGAUCACAUUUCGCCCAACCGGAGCGUCCCGGACAUGCGACUAGAAGAGUGCAAGUACUGGGACUAUCCCGAAGACCUGCCAACAACAAGCGUGGUGGUGGUCUUCCACAACGAGGGCCUGUCAGUGCUUAUGCGGACCGUGCACAGUGUCAUCAACCGCUCUCCGCGUCAGUUUCUCAAGGAAGUGGUGCUGGUCGAUGACUACUCUGAUAAAGAGAACCUGAAGGGCGAGCUGGAGACGUACAUCGCGCACAACUUCCCACGAGGCCUGGUGCGCCUGCUGCGCAACAGCGAGCGCGAGGGCCUGAUCCGAUCGCGGAGCUAUGGGGCUGAACAGUCGCACGGCGAUGUGGUUCUGUUUCUGGAUGCCCAUUGCGAGGUGGGCAUCAACUGGCUGCCGCCGCUGCUGGCACCCAUCCGGGCCAACAGGCGUGCAAUGACAGUGCCAGUCAUCGACGGUAUCGACAAGGAUACGUUCGAGUACCGGCCUGUCUACCAUGGCCGGCAGCACUUCCGUGGCAUCUUCGAGUGGGGCAUGCUGUACAAAGAGAUUGAAAUCCCCGACGAGGAAAUCAAGAGGCGGAAAUACCACAGCGAGCCCUACAAGUCGCCUACACAUGCUGGUGGUCUUUUUGCCAUCAAUCGAGAGUACUUCCUCGAACUCGGUGGCUAUGAUCCUGGCCUACUAGUCUGGGGUGGCGAGAACUUUGAGCUAUCUUUCAAGAUCUGGCAGUGUGGUGGCAUGAUCUACUGGGUGCCGUGCUCGCGGGUCGGGCACGUCUACCGCGGCUUCAUGCCCUACAGCUUUGGCAAGCUCGCCCAGAAGCGCAAGGGACCUCUCAUCACUGUGAACUACAAGCGGGUGGUGGAGGUGUGGAUGGACGAAUACAAGGAGUACUUCUACACCCGGGAGCCCUUGGCCACCUACUAUGAUGCUGGUGACCUGAGCACGCAGUUGGCACUCCGCGAGAAGCUGAAGUGCAAGAGCUUCCGCUGGUUUAUGAAGAAUGUUGCCUACGACGUGCUCAAGAACUUUCCCUUGCUGCCCAGGAACCUCUACUGGGGAGAGAUCAGGCAUGACGCAACCGGCCAGUGUCUCGAUGCCAUGGGCGCUCAUCCGCCAUCAACUGCAGCCUUGUCGGCCUGCCACGGAACUGGAGGGAAUCAGGUGUUCCGGCUCAAUGCGGAGGGCCAACUGGGCCUGGGCGAGCGGUGCAUGGAUGCCAAUACAAACAGCAUGGACGUGGUGUACUGCUCGCUUGGAACCGUGGACGGGCCCUGGGAAUACAGUGUGGACACCCAACACCUCUACCACAAGACCCACAAGAAGUGCCUGUCCUACAGCAAGCGCAGUUACAAGGUGCAUCUCGAAAAGUGCGACGACAGUAGCCUAAACCAGCAAUGGACGUUCCGCGAGAUUCAGGACUCUUAGUGGCCUCUGCCCGGAGGUCGUAUAGGCUAGCCCCCUUCUCACAACGGCUGUUAAAGUGCGCUCUCCCUGUGAAUCUGCUUGCCCCCACAUGUGGUGCAUGGAGACUUGUUAGCUGUUUCAUCUUUUUGUUAUUGUUAUUGUUUCUUUCUUUUCUUUUGGUGGCUGGAGGAUGUUUCCUUCUUUCACUGCGCCUAGACCUCAAGGUUUCAAGGACAGCAUUGCAAAUGCAUGGCAUUGUCACAAUGUGGACACAGUGUGUACUGCAAGUUCUGGGCAAGUGACCAGUGAACGCUUCCGACAUGUUCGCCCUGUUUGUGACUCGGUCGACCCAAACCACUUCGUCAUUCCAUCUGGAAUCUGCAGACGUCUGCAAUUGCCGUCGACGUCUGUUCUCAAGUAUCCCAUGUUUUUUUCUUUUCUUUCUCUUUUUUUCUUCUUCUUAUUUUCUUUUUGACAUGCAACAUCCGGACUUGCCUCUGGUCUCUGCCGAGGUGUUGUAUGCAUAUAUGUGCAUGUGUGUUAUGCAUUCAUGUAUGUGAUGUUGACUCUUGAAGGGAAUCGGCAUGGACUCAUCCAGGGAUGAUGGUGUACCGCUGCCGGCUCAAGGGUGAGACGACACAAAGAAGCAGUCACACAUUUGGUCUUGCUUCUUUUUUCUUUCUUUUUUGUUUUUUCUUGUGAGACCCUGUUCGACGUUACCUCUUUCUUUUUAAUAUAUUUUAAGCAGGCUGAUGUUAUUAUUUUAUAUUUUUUUAAACAAGCCCCAACUAUGCUGCCCAGCCUGACCAGUAGACCUAUCUCUUUCACUCUCUUAAACACUUAUUUCCAGAUUGGUCUUAUUCAUGUGUUUGCCCUACUUUUGCCUGUGAAUCAUGGAACAUUGCAGUGACCUUCACUCUUCUUUGAGCACAGCGAAAGACUCUCCAUUCUGCGACUCAGCUGAGCUAGUUCCGUUAAACUUCUUUCGUUUCUUGUUUUUCUUCAUUCAGGUGUUUUUAUCUGUUGACUACAAUGUCCUUUUCUGUUGUAGUUUCCUUUUUCUUGCCUCAUUGUCUGCCCAACCGGAUUCACUGCUAUACCUUCCUUUGAGGGUACGCCCAAAUCUGACAUAAAUUAUCUUAUGCAACUUCUGUGAAACAAGCGAUGAAACAAGCAAUUUCAUAGUGAUACAGCUUUGAUUAAUGUGUGCAUUCUUGUUGAAUGAAUCGCAAGAAAGAAAGAAAAAAGCUACCUCUUUAUCUCUAAAACAUAUCAAAGAGUUGCUGAUUCCAGAAAUUAUCAGUUUUUGGCUGUCAGUGAAGUUUGAACCUGUUAUAGUAAUUGGCCAUCUGACCAAAAGCCUCUCUUACAUCCUAUCUGACAUUCCUACCACAUCGGGUGUUACAGUCUGACUGUCUUAUCGCGGGCCAAAGACGUACAUGUGUUCAUGGUUUUGAAUCAGUAUCCCAGCUCCAUUUACUGCCCAGCUUAGCACGAAUCAAGUUUCAACUUGGCUUCAAGCUGCCUCGAAGCCAACCUUAAUGGGGGGGGGGUGUCAUUGGAUCAGAAGCAGCAAUAGUUACCUAUUUUUAUGAUCAUGAUUGCCCUCUCUAUUAAUUUCUCUUUGUAGUUAUUGCCUGCUCUCGCCAUCUCUAAUUAAGCGCUGUUGAGAUUGGCUUUGUCGUUCUUUCUGCUUACAUGUGCAAUUUUGUUUCGAGGGUAACUCUUAAUCCUCAUGAUAAAGUUCAGCAAUAUUAUGGGGAUGCCCUUUAGCAGCACUGUAAGGAAAGCCAAUGUUGGCCCGCACUGGUUCUAGAUUGGUAAAUGUUGACACAGCGCCACUUGUAGCGUUACUCGGGGCGUGCAUGCUUCUCUAAACGAAAUUUUUUUGGAACGUUAAGUUGUUUUGAGGGUCCUUUGCACUUCAUUUCGCUGAACAUUCCCCAAACCAUUAAUUAAGCCACGUUGCUUUCGCAUCUGCUGCUGUUUUUUAUUUUCUUUUUUUCAGUUACACACCACUUCUUAUCAGUUGCUCCAAGUGGCACUAAAGGCAAUUGCUAAGUGAAAAAAUUUUUGCAACUUUUGCAACCGUUUGCAAAGAAAAUUUUUUGUAUGGAGGCUAUUUUGUGUCUGCCAUAUUUGAAACUUAGGCUUUUUAUGUGGUCAGAAGUUACAUUGGCAUUUGGCCUAUAAAGGAGUGCGAACACAUAAUUUUUGAAGUCAUAGAAACGCUACCACAUGCUUCUCGCAAGCAGAAGGAUGAGACUUGCCAGACAUGAAGACCAGGAAACACUUACAGGACAUUUUAAUCUGAUACCACAGUUGGUCUCGGAAACAGCAUACAUAGCGUCAUCAACUUUAUCACAAUGUCAUGGCACAGAGAAAUUUGCCGAUGCCAUGUUGCAAUAAGGAUAGACAUGAUGACAUUGCUCACAACCAAACAAAUGAGAGCACUGCAGAGAUUUCUUGUGGCUGUGAUAUCUUGCGGCAGCCACGGCAAUUGCAAGAGUGGAGUGAGCCUAUGUACAGCGAGGUCAUGACACAUCCACUGUAUCCAUCUCUAGGAUUGUGGAGCUGAAAUUGGUUCGUAGAAGCAAGUUUUCUAAUAAAUAACAUGAGGCAUUCUGACGCUUGCCAGAAUUUGCUACGUGGGUUUGCAUUGCCAUUUAUUGCAAAAGGAACAAAAAAAAAUUGGAUAGUCGAAAUUGUCAUGUCAGCAUUUCUUGAAAGCUGUAUUAUGGUAAUAAGGUGGUGUAAUAAAGUGUAGCACCUGCCUGGCUUCGUUAUCAUAACUGGAGCCUGCUUACUGUGGCAGUAAUUCUUAGUCGGCAUCGUGCCCAAACUUCGUGGUGCUUUCAGAGCAGUCUUGAAAAAGCCAGUCAAGCUUGCGAUAAGUUGUCCCUUAGCAUAAAACAGAUUUUGGCGUUUCAACAACCUCGGCUGAUUCUAUGUUUGUGCCUUUAGUGUCUCUUUGUAACGUGUGGUUCAAGUGUUGAACACAGCAUUCUCGAAGCUUGAUUCCGCCAUGCCUUGAGCAGAGCUUUAUUCUGUGUUCUUGCUGGCGCACUGCUGUGUUAGCUCAAUGUGAUAAGAGUUUGCCCUGACAUGUGUGGUCAGAUUCUCAGAAUCAGUACUGUUUUUCCUUUGGAAAACAUUUGUCACCUCAUUUUCUUUACUUCUUGUUGAAGUAAGAACAAGUGGAAUAUGCCGUCUGUAUGUGUAUUGUGUACGCACUCUGUGUAGCGGGAAUCAAUACCCAUUUAUCUUCUUUUGUUCUUUUUGAUGUUUGAUUUUUGGGAUUGAGUGAUGAUGCGAAUAGCUUCAAUUUGCUCAUUUAUUUGCUGACUGUUUUUUUACGUUUUUCAGUAAAUGUUGAAACUGGGAAGUGCAAUGCCAAGUGCCACCUUUGGUUUCUAAGGCAAUGUGUGUGAAAGCAUCAAGUGUAUGUUCAUGUGCGUGCUUGCAUGGAGAUAUUAUUUUUUCCUUUCCUUUUCUUGUUUACACAGUUUUGAGCAUUUGUUGCUCGUUCUACAACAGUUUUCAUGUGCCUUGAAAUGUGCGUCGUACAAGUGAAAAAACUAUAUAUAUGUACAUAUAUACGUUACGUAAAUAUUUCAGUCAGGAAUGUGCUUUUUUAUGGCAAAUCUGCCUGCAGUACCCAGGUAUAGCUGUUCUAAGUGGUUGAAGAUGGAACAUUUGGGGCCAAUAGUACUACCACACACGGUUUAGGAAAAUCCUGCGGUGCUCUUUCCACUGGGUAACUUUUGAUCCUCGUGACAAAGUUAGUCAGCUUUGAACCGCAUAAUGUGCUGGCUGUCAUAUGACAGUUGGUGCAGUUUAAAACCCCUGUUACGUGAGCAGUUUUGAUCGCCUUUAAGUGAGUCUGCGUUGAACUUUCUCAGUGUGAUGGAAACUCGAGUGAGUUGGGAGUCAAGCAUGCUUGAAGGCAACAUGUAGCAGUGCUCAAUCUGCAUUGACUCAGGCACACUUUAAAGUCUUAAUGUGGCAGUGGUAUUAAACUGGAACACACCUCUCUGACUCAGCGGCAGCCCAAGUGGCUAUGCCACUGUGCUGCCGAGCACGGAAUCGCGGUUUUUAUACCUGGCUGCAUUCCAGUGGGAGCGGAAUGUGAAAACGCUGGUGUACAUAGAUUUAGGUGAAUGUUAAAGAACCCUAGGCAGUCAAAGCUAAUUCGGAGUCCCCUACUACAACGUCACUUGUAGCCUGCGACUUGCUUUGGAACAUAAAUCCUGCAAUUUUAUGUAUCUAUUAAUAGCCCUGUCACAUGAAUGUUUUCAAAGAACAUUCAAACCAAGUACAACUGAAAUCUGUGAGCCCUAUUAGCUCCCUUCCACUAGUUUGUGCAAAUGAGCCAAUAGGGCUCAUGUAUUCCAAUACUGGUUGGUUUCAGUUGUCUUUGAAAGUGCACGCGUGACAGGAGUACAAACUUUGUCAUCUGAAUCUGAUUAUUUGGAGACAGAAAUGUUGAGGAACAGAAACUUGUGGCAAAUAUCUGAUUUAAUGAAAAAGUCGAAAUUUUUGUGAAACGGUGUUGUCCAGUUUAACCACGCAGAAGAAGUACCAUGAUAUAGAACUUCUGUAGCCAUGCUUUGUUUGAGAUUAUGAAUGGGUGUUGAAUGCAGUGUUAAUAACAGGCCACACGUGAUCUAGUUGAAGCAUUGUGUCAUAGGGAGGGAGUCAUUAAGGCAUUCCAUAGACUGUUCACUGAAUGUCAUCUGAAGCUAUCUGUGAUCUCUUCACUUUUUUCCUGAUUUCCUGAAGUGUUUUGACUGCACGCUAACUUUUUGAUAGUUUAUAACAACUUAUAUUCGCAUUUCAUUAAGAUAAACAUGAGUAACUAACAAAUUACAUGGUUACUCUUUGUUGUCAAUAGGGCAGUUAAAAGUUUGCAUUUUGUGCUUCUGGUGUGCAUUUGUAACAGCCAGGGUUUUGAAGACUGUUAAAACUUCACAAUUCUUGUGAAAAGUGGAAGAAUUUGUGUAACACUUUGCAUUACUUUCAUAGGUAAACAACGUUUGCUGUAAAGAUUGUGUACAAGGGAUCAUCAUGUCUCUGAAAUUUGCUGUGUGUGCUCUUUGAAGUUGUCAGUAAACCGCUUUAGCAAAGUUAGUAAUGUUGCUAGGGUACAUAAAUGCUGGUUGCAUGCAUGAUGGAAAAUUAUACAAUCUGCUGGCACAGUGUAGUCCACUUAAUAUGGUUUACGCUCAUAGCACUUGGUGUAAUAGGCUAGACUGUGUACUUCACAUAUGUAAAAUAAUGCCAAUUAUAACAGUAUACAUUUGCAGCAGUGGAUCUUCUACUUUGCCAUAAUCGCUAUGCAAGUGGAAUGCAUUAUUGCAUGCACUUUCCACUGUCUCAUUUGAAACUACAGGAUUGCAACUCCAACACAUCCUUUUUUUUUAAGGGUGAAAGAAAGAAGGAAGAGCCCGAGAAAGCAAAUUUUAAUGUAUACAGGUGUGGUUGACAUAAGCAACUAUAUGACACAUCUUUUGUGUGUUUGUGUGAUGACACACGUAACUCAAAUUUUCAUUUGACGCAUGCAAUGCAAAGGUUUGGAAACAAGAGUCAUUUCAAAGAAAACAUUCCACUGUCAUUAGCAUUGUUGUGCAAUACAUGAAACCCGUGGUUUUUGUACGGAUGCUGCAAGACAAUUUUUACAUGCCACGUUGAGUAAUAAAAUACUAAGAUGGCUGUGUUGUAUGGAA